UUACAGUAGACUGUCAGAGCUGGAACCCAGAAUGUAAGAAUGUGGAGGAACCUUAGAACAGAUUGUCGGAGCAUGAAGGAGCCUCCCAAGACUGAACAUUAGCCCCAGAAGGGACCUCCGAACACAGACAAUCAGACCUGAGAGGUAUCUUCGAACAUGGAUUGUUAGAGAGUAAAAACAGAGAGUGUAUAGAAAGAACCUUAGAACAUAGAUGGGGCCACAGAACGUAGGAUGCCAGAAUUUGUGACUCACACUAUGAUUUUAGAACAUAGAACAUCAUGAAAACAAUUGGCAUUAAUUCCGUUUAAUAGACAGAGGAGCCUCUUAGGUACCAGGGAUUCAUAUGCAGCUUAAAACCACACUAAAACUUUGGGGAUACCCUUUGCUUCCUAAAAAUUCCGUGACUCGAACACUACCGGCAUUCUACUCUCAUCCUUCUUUUUAGCGGCAGGCACGCAGUCUACUUCAGUCACUCAGCCUUUUAAUAGAGAUUGCCUAGUCCAGCCAUCUCAUUUUCCAGAAAAGGAAGUUGAGGCCCAGGAGAGGAGCCAUGAUUUGCCUCCUUGAGUGGAGUGAGUGAAAUGUGCUGUUGGCGGGCAUAGUAUCUGAAGGGAGAAGCCAUUCUCUGGGAGAGGAUUCUCAAUGAGCCUGCCCAAGACACUGGAUCUGUGUGAAGAGGACUAAGGAUAUAAUAGGAUGUCAACGGAGACAGACCUGCAAGUGGCUGUUAAAUCCAGCACCAAGAGAGACUCCAGAAAGAAAGGUCAGGAUCGCAGUGAAGCCACUUUGAUAAAGAGAUUCAAAGGCGAAGGCGUCCGAUACAAGGCCAAGCUGAUUGGCAUUGAUGAGGUUUCUGCCGCCCGGGGAGACAAGUUAUGUCAAGAUUCCAUGAUGAAGCUCAAGGGAGUUGUCGCUGGAGCCCGUUCCAAAGGCGAACACAAACAGAAAAUCUUUUUAACCAUCUCCUUUGGAGGAAUCAAAAUCUUUGAUGAAAAGACAGGAGCACUCCAACAUCACCAUGCUGUGCAUGAAAUUUCCUACAUCGCAAAGGAUAUCACAGACCACCGAGCCUUUGGAUAUGUCUGUGGGAAAGAAGGAAACCACAGAUUUGUGGCCAUCAAAACAGCCCAGGCAGCCGAACCCGUGAUCCUGGACCUGCGUGAUCUCUUUCAACUCAUUUAUGAAUUGAAACAGAGAGAAGAGCUGGAGAAGAAGGCGCAGAAGGAUAAACAGUGCGAACAGGCAGUAUACCAGACAAUUUUGGAGGAGGAUGUAGAAGAUCCCGUGUACCAGUACAUUGUGUUUGAGGCUGGACAUGACCCAAUCCGUGAGCCUGAAACAGAAGAGAACAUUUACCAGGUAUCGUCUUACUUACAUUGUUGCAGAGCCCAGACUUCGAGCACUUGGAGUCCUGUGGGGAAGGGGUAUCUCUCCCUUUAUAGGGGAGUUUAUGAUGUGCCAAAAAGUCAGCCUGUGAGUAAUGGUCACUCCUUUGAUGACUUUGAGGAGCGCUUUGCAGCAGCCAUACCGAACCGAAACUCAAUGGUGGACUUUGACGAGUGUUACAGGGUCGAAAAUCAGGCUGUGACCCAGUUAGAGCUUUUUGGGGACAUGUCCACCCCUCCAGAUAUAACCUCUCCCCCAACUCCUGCCACUCCAGGUGAUGCCUUUAUCCCGUCUUCAUCUCAGACACUCCCCUCUAGUGCAGAACUGUUUGGUCCUGUACCUUUCAGCAGUACUGCUGUACCCUCAGGUUACGUUGCCAUGGGCGCUGUCCUUCCCUCAUUCUGGGGGCAGCAGCCCCUUGUUCAACAGCAAAUCGCCAUGGGUGCUCCGCCGCCAGUGGCUCAGGUGAUGCCAGGGGGUCAGCCAAUAGCAUGGGGCCAGCCAGGCAUCUUCCCUGCCCCCCAGCAGCCAUGGCCAUCUGUAGCUGGUCAGUUCCCGCCCACCGCCUUCAUGCCAACACAAACUGUGAUGCCUUUACCGGCUGCCAUGUUUCAAGGUGCCCUCGCUCCCCUCGCUGCCAUCCCUACCACCAGCGAUUCCACCCGAUCGAGUCCCCAGACAGACAGGCCCCGGCAGAAAAUGGGAAAAGAAAUGUUUAAAGAUUUCCAGAUGGUCCCACCUCCCCCGGUGCCCUCCCGGAAACCUGACCAGCCUUCCCUCAGUUGUACCUCAGAGGCCUUCUCCAGUUACUUCAACAAAGUCGGGGUGGCACAGGAUACAGAUGACUGUGAUGACUUUGACAUCUCACAACUGAACUUGACCCCCGUGACUUCAACAACACCAUCGACAAACUCACCUCCAACCCCAGCACCCAGGCAAAGUUCUCCAUCUAAAUCAUCAGCAUCCCAUGCAUCCCAUGCCAGUGACCCCACCACGGAUGACAUCUUUGAAGAGGGCUUUGAAAGCCCCAGCAAAAGUGAAGAACAAGAAGCUCCUGAUGGGUCUCAGGCCUCAUCCAGCAGUGAUCCAUUUGGUGAGCCCAGUGGUGGGGACCCCAGUGGUGAUAAUAUAAGUCCAGAGGUCGGUAGCUAGAUAGCGCAGGUUGGGGAGUCUGAAUCCCUUUACGCGCAGAUCAACAGACCUAAGAAAUAGCAUCAUUGCGGGUUUGGGGUGGGCGCUGCAAGACUGAAAUGGAACCCUACAUCAUGACAGGCCUUGGGCUCUCCUGCUUUCUUUGACAUGACCC
Monodelphis domestica (gray short-tailed opossum) is the source of this 2692-nucleotide messenger RNA. The record is from RefSeq and is a predicted model, not a curated record. Lineage: Eukaryota; Metazoa; Chordata; Mammalia; Didelphimorphia; Didelphidae.